UCAAGAUGGCGGAUGAUGGUAAAAAUGAAAAUGACGACGAAAUUUUGGAGGAUUGGGAAGAUUUAGAAGACACAGGGGAACUUGACAAGAGGCUUGAGGAAUUAAGGUCUACUGCUGAUAAAGAUGAGACAAACAGGAGGACUUCUGGUAGUGGGCCGGUUGUUGAGGACAGUACGAGAACACAGUAUCAGCCACAAGUAAAAAUAUUAAAAAGACAAGUCAAUGAGAAUGGUUAUCAAGGUGCUGAGAACAGAAAAGUACAAGUCAAAUCACUUGAAGAAAGACAAGCAGAGUAUGCCAAGGCGCGAGAGCGGAUCUUGGGGCCUGAAUAUGGCAGUGAAGAAAGUGAUAGUUCACCAUCCGAAUCCCAGUCAACCCAAACACAGUCAGUGAUGCAGAGAUAGCCAGCGGUCAACAGAAAUACAAAUAAACAUUUUCAUCAUCAUCAUCAUCAUUAUUAGUUUUAGAGUCUCGUGGCCAAUUUGACCUUCGGCUUGUCGUGUGUAACAAUUUAUAACAAAAAAACGUGUGCGCUUUAAUGGGUGUAGACGGGAAUUCAUAACUUUCUCGAUAAGACUAUAAUUUGGACAGUGUCUGUCGAUGUGACCAUCAUUCAAUGAUUAUAAACCAUAUCUGCAGUUGUAAACAUGAGCAGGGCAUCGGUGACAACUUCUUACUAAUCCAUGUUUGUGACUGCAACACUUGGACAGCCUACAUGGUCAAGGUUAACAGGGAAGGGCCAAAAGGUGUUUACAGACAUAGAGCCUUACUCUUAACACCUUCACGAGGAUCUGAGGGGGUGGGGUGUUGGGGAGUGAAACAACGGCCGUGAAGGUGUUAACAACCAUGCAUAAUAAUAAUUGAGAGUUUGAGGUUAACGACUUAUCAAGCACAGGUGUGGAGCCUCAACUUUGGAACCAUACAAACAUGUUCUAGUCAAACCACUUGGGCAAUAAUACAUGUGAGCCUGUUGAAAUCAUUUCACCUUGACCUGUUCCAAAAUAGAGAGGACUAUUGAUCAUUGCUUUGCUUUUCUAAGUGCUACUUGAAAGUUUUUUUGCAUUAAAGAAUAUUUCACUAGAAAACCUUGUAGAUAUGCUACCGGAUCAAAAGUGUGUGGUAUAUUUUGUGUAUAGAUACAUUGUGUAAAUAGAUGAAUUGU
Molecule: messenger RNA, 1162 nt
Organism: Lineus longissimus
Lineage: Eukaryota; Metazoa; Nemertea; Pilidiophora; Heteronemertea; Lineidae
Product: SUZ domain-containing protein 1-like
Exons: 5
Coding region: 6-404 (132 amino acids)
Source: RefSeq, a predicted model, not a curated record